Molecule: messenger RNA, 1266 nt
Organism: Fusarium tjaetaba
Lineage: Eukaryota; Fungi; Ascomycota; Sordariomycetes; Hypocreales; Nectriaceae
Exons: 3
Coding region: 1-1266 (421 amino acids)
Source: RefSeq, a predicted model, not a curated record
AUGAUGCGUAUCGGAUGUCUUUUAUGGGCUUUUGCUUGUUUACCAUGCCUGAUCGUUUCAACCUCUCCCACCUGCCUCGAGCAAAGCAUCCAGGAUCUCAACAUCACAGACCCCGAAGAAGUCAAACUCUUCGUACAAGAGUGGACUAGACCAGGCGCGAUCAAACGACUUGAAUUUACUCCCUUGGCAUCCCAACUUCCGACUUGGGAUCUUCCUCUUGGUCGUCGCCAAGGCCAACUGUGCUGUGACGAAGACCAGAAGUGCGAUAACGAUGCCCAAACAUGCGUCAAUCUUACAGCAACGGUGACCGACACAACGACUUCGUGGGUGACUGCAACUGACACCGAGACUGUCACGACCGAUGGCACAACGACUGUGAAAACGGUCUCGACUGUAGAGACCACCGUGUUUGUAACGGUAUCGCGAGGCCCUACGGGUUAUGAGGCUACUGGGGCGAAUACGGCUACAGACUCGGACAGAAAACACAAGCGAUUUGUCCCUGCGGCUCCUCAUAAACAGCUCGAACGCAAAUCUCCCACAACCAAGACAAUAGAGCCAGUCAUCCUCCGACCAGCUGCAAGCCUCAAUGCGCUCGCUGACGGUCUUGCGCGACGAGGAAUUCCCAUCCACAGACGAGCAACAGACACGAAAACAGUCUACGAGACGGAAAAAGCGACGACAACAAUUACCGACACAGAAACAAAGACCGAAUGGACGACCAAGUACUCGACCUCGACCACAACACACAAACAGACCGUCACGGUGUUUGUCCAAGGUCAAUCCACCGUCACAGUAGGACCUACUGGAACAGCAGCAAGUUCCUCAGAAUCAGGCUCUGGCGAUGGUGGUGCGCCCAAAGGCACUAUUAUCGGUGCAGCCGUUGGUGGCGGUCUAGGCUUGAUAUUGAUCGCCUUACUUGCUUUUUUCCUGUGGAGGCGACGACUCAAGUCUACAAAUCAGCCGCAGCAGCCAAGCCAAUUUUAUGCAGCCCACAACGAAGCCCCUGCAACGGCACAGAAGCCACCACCUCCUUUCAAGUCAUCGCCCCCAACGCCGGCUGGGGCACGCGAUACUUGGGCAUCGAGUCCCAGUCGAAGCGAUUAUUCCCAGCCACCUGCGUAUCCGUCUCCGAUACCUGAGUUGGGAAAUACGCAGUUUGCUUAUGAGAUGCAUACGUCGCCGCAGCGGUCGCCGCAGGAGCUGUAUCAUCCGCAGUACAUGAGUGGUUUGGGAUUGCCUGAGAUGAGGGAUCAGCGGAGGGGUUAG